This is a messenger RNA of Podarcis lilfordi (Lilford's wall lizard), 8814 nucleotides long. The record is from the annotation of a GenBank genome assembly. NCBI's taxonomy places the organism in Eukaryota, Metazoa, Chordata, Lepidosauria, Squamata, Lacertidae.
AUGAUGAAGACACUCCUGAUCUCCUGCCUCCUCUUGGCCCUGCUUCCUCCAGGUGAGCAGAACCACAGCCGCUGGGCUGUUCGUCAUGUUUCCAGGAAGGAACGAGGUGGGGGGGGGUGUCAGCAAUUAAAGCAGGAUGAGGAAGGAACCAGGACUUGUGGUUCCUUUGAAAGGGAGAGGAAUAAAGCACAAGGCCGGAUUACAAAGGAUCCUCAAUGCUCUAUUGUUUUGUUACCAAUAUUCAAUUUUUAUUUUACCAAAUGCAUGCAGAGAGCUGUGGCAUCCCCAAGUACAUUGGGGGAGCGAGAAAGGCAGUAGUUCACUCUUCGAUGAACCAGAAUCCUAGCUCAUAUUUAAAGCAAAGAGUAAGUUUCUUGCAUUUGUAGAAGUUUAUGAUAGGAGACAAUGUAUAGGCACUAUUCUUCUCAUAUUUUGGAGCGGAAUUACCCUGCCCCCCCAUGCAAACUUUAAGUUUCCUGGUGUUAAAUGCCACCCCAAUCUCUGAGUGGAGUCAGGUCACAGGGGUACCAGAUGUGCUUACCAGAGUCUGUCAUGUUUGCUGGUGCUGAUGGGAGUUGUAGUACAACAACUUCGGGAGGGUUAAAGGUUUCCCACACCUUCUCUACUGGUCCUCUCCCUCAGACUGCAGGAGUCAUUUUCUACAAUCAUUCUCUGGUCUAUGCAAGGCCCACCCCUAUUCACAGAGUUUAAGAACUACAGAAGGAAUAUAUAUAGAAAGCAUUAUGUAGCUGAACAAUGGUCCAUCUAGUCUAGCCUCUUGUUCUUGCCAUGGGUCCUAUGGGAAGCCCCUAAGAAAGAUCUGAGUGCAACAGCUCACUUUAUGUAGAUUCAAGUAACUAGUAUUCAGACAAAUAGUGCCUACAAUAUUGCAGAAAAAAUAUAUCAAUUGAGGAUGGUAACCAUGUAUGUAUCUAGUCCGCUUUUGAAGCUAUCCAAGUCAGUGACCUUUGCUGCCUCUAGUAAGAUGAAGUUUGUAGCAAAAAGUGUUGUGUUCAUGUACCUUGACGCAGACCUAUUCCUCCUACACAGUUACUAAUGUUUUCUAAACCCAUUUUCCCCCUGUCUGCAGUGGCAUCUCUGAUAUGUGAGUCUUGUUUCAGUCAAGGAAAAGAUUGCAGAAAUGCCACCACUGAGGAGUGUGACGAUUCCAGUGACCAGUCCUGCUUGUCUGCCGGUGGAGAAGGCAAACUGUGUAAGUGAGAAGAACUUUCAACCUCUUUGAUUACCAAAACGUAAACCCCCUGACUCACUUUCUAAGGCCAUAUCUUAGCCACAAGCCACGGAACAUGACUUUUGAUAAAGUAGUGUUCUAGGUUCUGCAUUUCCUGUAGGAGCAGGGAAGAAAUUCAAGUCAGUUCAUAUUUAAAGGUGUGUUUACUCAAUUGGCAGAGCAAAACAAAGCCAUCCUUCAGAAUCUGCCCUUCUCCCAUUUUUGCAAUUCAGUUGUCCAGCCAUGUAAUCUAUAGACAAAUGCACAUACUAGGGUAAAGUAUGCAUACAAUAACCUACAAGCUUUUGUAGUUGGAGUCUGUCAGGUUCCCAUCUCCCAGGCCAAGUGAAAAAUGACCUGCAAGGGAGAGAGCUAGUCUGCCAGGAUUCACAGCCAAUAUAGUCAACAAACACCCUGCCCCCCCCCCAAGGGGGAAACCAUGACUGCUUAAAUCAGUAUGACCCUGCAGAUAGGGCCUAAGAGUACAAAUUACAUUCACACUAAAUGUUGAUGGUGGGGAUGAGGAGUUGGAAACUGAUAUGAAAAUGUGGAGAAAUGAAUUUAAAAUAAGAAACCAAGAGAAACUGACACUGACAUAUUGCCCCUUCCUAAUUGCUUGUGGUACAUGCUCCCUUUAUGAGCUCCAGCAUCGACUCUCAUUGCUCCACUUAUAGGGUGGAUUUGGUUUCAAUCACGAUUUAAAUCACAAGCCAGUAAGACUUGAUUUAAAUUUUUUUUUACAGAAAGACUCAUUCUUGCUGGUAUAAUCUUAAUAUUUACGAGAUGAAGGUUUUGUUUUGGAAUAAUAAAUUUUCAGAGUGGUUUUUACAGUUAUAUCAAAAAUUACUGAUUUGGUUAUACUAUUAGAAAUACAUUGACAGAUAAUUAUGAAAUUUUUGUGAGGUUUAAUAAAUUAACUGUUUAUAUUUGGACAACUUUUCUGCUGUACUUUAUUGGAAGGAAAAAAUAAUCAUUUCAUUAAUAACAAUUUAAACAAUUUAUUUAACUAAAACAAUAACAUUAUAGCAUAUGUAUCCAUGUUUCUUAACUGAUGUGGUUAAAUGAUUUUUUAAGAAAUACCUUGGAGGGAGUUAUAAAGGUAAAGGUAAAGGUACCCCUGCCCAUACUGGCCAGUCGUGUCCGACUCUAGGGUUGCGUGCUCAUCUCGCUCUAGAGGCAGUGAGCCGGCGGCGUCCGCAGACACUUCCGGGUCACGUGGCCAGCGUGACGAAGCUGCGGCUGGCGAGCCAGCACCAGCGCAGCACAUGGAAACGCCAUUUCCCUUCCCGAUAUAGAGCGGUACCUAUUUAUCUACUUGCACUUAAGAGUGCUUUCGAACUUCUAGGUGGGCAGGAGCUGGGACCGAACGACGGGAGCUCACCCUGCCGCAGGGAUUUGAACCGCCAACCAUACGAUCAGCAAGUCCUAGGCACUGAGGUUUUACCCACAGUGCCACCCACGUCCCUGGAGGGAGUUAUAGCACACAAGAAAAACUUAAAACAAAUCCUUAUUUCCUGAUGAGGAUAGCCUUUGGACUAUAAUGUACCGUAUUUUUCGGACCAUAGGACGCACUUUUUCCCCUCCAAAAAUGAAGGGGAAAUGUGUGUGCGUCCUAUGGAGCGAAUGCAGACUCCUCGGCUUCAGCGAUAGCAAUGCGAAGCCUCCGAAGCCUGCGCUCCGGAGGCUUCGCGUUGCUCCGCUGAAGCCAGGAGAGUCUGCUCUUUGAGGCUGGCGGUGGGGGAAAGCAGCGCUGCCCCCAUCGCCAGCCCCAGAGGAUGGGGGGCAGCGAGAAGGCGCGCGACGCCUUGCCGCUACCCUCCAACCCGGCUUCGAGGCUGGCGGUGGGGAAAGCAGCGCUUCCCCCAUCGCCAGCCCCAGAGGAUGGGGGGCAGCGGGAAGGCGCGCGACGCCUUGCCGCUACCCUCCAACCCGGCUUCGAGGCUGGUGGUGGGGAAAGCAGCGCUUCCCCCAUCGCCAGCCCCAGAGGAUGGGGGGCAGCGGGAAGGCGCGCGACGCCUUGCCGCUACCCUCCAACCCGGCUACGAGGCUGGCGGUGGGGAAGCAGCGCUUCCCCAUCGCCAGCCCCAGAGGAUGGGGGCAGCGGGAAGGCGCGCGACGCCUUGCCGCUACCCUCCAACCCGGCUCGAGGCUGGCGGUGGGGAAGCAGCGCUUCCCCAUCGCCAGCCCUAGAGGAUGGGGGGGCAGCGGGAAGGCGCGCGACGCCUUGCCGCUACCCUCCAACCCUCCUUUGGGCUUUUGCGGGAGAUGGGGGAAUUCCCCCACCUCCCGCAAAAGCAGGCAAAAGCCGUGCGCUCUUUAAAGGGGCUCCGUGGCUUUUCUAGGAGGUGGGGGAAUUCCCCCCCCACCAAGAAAAUCCCGCACGCGCCGCCCCCCCCUUAAAUAGCAAGCGGCUCUUGGGGGCUUUCCCCAAGGAGGGAGAAGGGACUGACUGGCCGAGUCAGUCCCUUCUCCCUCCUGCGGGCUUUUGGGGGAGAUGGGGGAAUUCCCCCACCUCCCGCAAAAGCCCGCAAAAGCCUCGUGCUCUUUAAAGGGGCUCCGCGGCUUCUGCUGGCUUUUCUACGAGGGGGGGAAUUCCCCCACCUCCUAGAAAAGCCUGCAGGAGCCGCGCACCCUUUAAAGAGCGCGCCGCUCUUGGGGGCUUUUCCCCGAGGAGGGAGAAGGGACUGACUGGCCGUUUCAGUCCCUUCUCCCUCCUGGUCGAAAAGCCCGCAGGAGUCGCGCAGGGCUCCUGUGGGCUUUUGCGGGAGGUGGGGGAAUUCCGCCACCCCCCGCAAAAGCAGGGAGAAGGUCUUGGAGUAGCGGACAGGCUGCAUGCAGCCUGUCCGCUGCUCCCAGAGCUGCGGGGGGGGGGGAAAUCAUAUUUUUUCCCUUGAUUUCCCCCCCUGAAAACUAGGAGCGUCCUAUGGGCCGGUGCGUCCUAUAGUCCGAAAUAUACAGUAACUUAAAUAGGUUCUCCAAACAGCCAAAGGUUCUCCAUUCCUGACUCACAUUCAACAAAUAGAUAAAACUGGAGAAAUCUCUUUCUGCUCCAAGCAGGGCCAGCUCAACACAAUUGGAUACCUGAGGCAAACCAUAAAAUGUUCCCCACCCCGCAGACCCGGAAGAAAGGGUGACUGAAGAUUAGGCCUGGGCGAUUAAUUGAUAUAUCAUCUCAGGACCGGUAUGAGGGGCAGACCGUGAUGACAGCUUCACUCAGCAGUAAAUCGGUGGGGGAAACCAUGCCGAUCCUGAUUCCCUCUGCCUCCAGCACCCAGCACACUGAGGAAAAACUAAACAAGCUGCAGCCUGGAGCUGGAAGCAGAGGGACUCAGGAGGGGUGGCAGUUUCAUGAAAGAUAUAUCGCUGAGUGAAAUCACCAUCAUGCUCUGUCCUUCCUACCGGCAGUGGGAGAAACAAGCUGUAUGACAAGGCUUAUAAAGAUUAUUCCUCCCUCCCUCCUUAAACUGCUUGGGUUAAGAGCACACCGCUGCCCUCGCCUCAGCCAAGCAAUUUUGCGGAAACCCCAAAUGAGCCAGUAGUGGGGCAGGGGCUCAGUUAAAGUGCUCCUCCUCCCCAGCUACAAGAGCAUGGGUGGAGUGCAGGCUCCGGCGAGAGACAGCCUUGGCUGCCACCUGCCUGCUUUUUCAGCACAGAAGGAAAGACGGAAGCCACUCUGCCAGUCGAAGGCAGCCAGGCAGUGCAGGCAGCCCUGCAAGGCACAGGUAGGGUGGCUUUGCAGCCUGCGCUUUGCGAAUGACCACCCCACAAGGAAAGAGGCAGUGUGCCUGCACGGGCACCAGCGAGGCAGAGGGAGCCUCAGAAAGGAGCUCCGAGGUGGUAUUUGAUGCAGGUGGCGCUGUGGGUUAAACCACAGAGCCUAGGACUUGCCAAUCAGAAUGUCAGUGGUUCGAAUCCCCGCGACGGGGUGAGCUCCCGUUGCUCGGUCCCUGCUCCAGCCAACCUGGCAGUUCGAAAGCAAGUCAAAGUGCAAGUAGAUAAAUAGGUACCGCUCUGGCGUUAAGGUAAAUGGCGCUUCCGUGCGCUACUCUAGUUCGCCAGAAGUGGCUUAGUCAUGCUGGCACAUGACCCGGAAGCUGUACGCCGGCACCCGCGGCCAAUCAAGCGAGAUGAGCGUCGCAACCCCAGAGUCGGUCACAACUGGACCUAAUGGUCAGGGGUCCCUUUACCUUUUAAACUUGCGAUGGGGGAAAUCUGAAACCAGCGAGACGAAAUGUUUGAAAAGGACUGGAGUAGAUUUGUACAAUAUAUGAAUAGACAUUGCAAACAUUUUAAAACAUUUGCAGGAUUGAUUUAAAAUAUUUUGUUAGGUUAUGAUUUGAUACCUGUUUAUAAAUAUUAGAAGUAAGUCUGUUAAGUAUGGAGAUAAAGUAAAUAGGGUGAUUUAGAAAUGCGAAAUAAAAGCGAUUGCAUAUGGAAGUCAGGGAGGGGGAUGGGAGGUAGUCAAUGCUCAAUUUGAGCAAACAUAUAUGUGAUGAAGAAAUUUUAUUUGGCUGUUAUAAAGGGAAAAAGAAAUUUUAAUAAACAUUAUAUUAAAAAAGAAAAAGGAAGGAGCUCCAAGGUCCCUGUCACGAACAACAGAGACAUGGGGUGGCUCAAAUGGGGGAGAGGAACUGACGAGGAGGUGGCAGAUCUUGCCUCCAAGGAUCACACCACAGCUUCAAAGGCAGCAGCAUCAGGCGAUGCUUUUCUUGGUGGUCAGAUCCCCUGCCCCUCUGGAUCCUGCCCAUAAGGUGACCAUGAACCCUUGCCUCAUGGGUGGACCAGCCCUAUCCCCAGGUCUAGUUAUUUCCUAUUCCAAUUCUUUCUUUUAUAGCACUUUUCGGGUCAAGAGUGGUUUUCAAGUCCUGCAUCAAUACAGAGUUGUGCGAUGCAGACUAUGUCAGUGUCUCCAUAACCUCAUCACUGUACGCCCACAGCAAGCUCUCCUGCUGCAAGACAGAUAUGUGCAACAGCGGACCUCCUGAAAGUAAGUAUCAUCAUCAGGAAAGCUGGUCUCACAAAACUCAAGCAAUGAGAGAGGUCAAAGAAAGACAAACAAGUUUUUGGCAGUAUCCUGAUGUCAGGGACUGACUAAACAAGGAGGAGUGGUGGCAGCCAGACACUCCAGGAGGUGCCCGAGGGUGACACUAGGAAAGAAGAUUUCAAACCUGAUUCAGAUUGGUGGGACAGGGAGGAGCCACUGACAGAGGGAACCAGAAGGGAAGCAUUGGAGCCAUAGUAUGGGGGUGGCGGGAACUAAUAGAACAAAACCCAAAAUCCCAGUAAGAAGAUUACGUGAACAACAUACAGCAUCUAUUAGCAAAAAUUACAAGGGAGCAUCACAGUUUUACCUUAGUGCUAGAAACACCCCUCCCAUAAUUUUACAGUUCCUCUCUGACAGCUGCUUCUGUUAUUUACAUCCUAUGCUUUCCUCCAAAAAGCUUGAGCUCCCACUCACCAUUUUAGCCUCAAAAUAUCCAGUGAAAUAGGUUAAGCUGAGAGAUGGUUCCUGGCCCCAGGCCACUCAGCAAGUGUCAUGGCUACAGUGGAAUUUGAACCCUGGUCUCCUAGAUUCUAGUCCAACCCUCUAACCACUACACUUCACUGGUUCAUUGGUUGCCCAGAGUUCUAGCCCCCAAACCUAGAGUGACCCAUUUUCUUUGAUGCAUUUGUGUUUGUAGAGAUAUAUUUGUGGGACAGUCCUCUGUCCUUCUUGUAGAGGAAGGAACUGAUUUCUUUUAGGUUUGCAUUCAGGGAAUUAAUAUCUUCAGGUGAAAGCAAAUGCUAAGAAAGAUGUAUUAGAUGCAAUGGGCUCCAGUGCCACCUAAUUACUAAGCUAUAGAGGAACACUAUCUACACAAAGGGGAGAACAACCAGGUGGUGCAAAGAAUAAAAAGUUUAAAAAAUUACAUUUGUUGCUCCACUCACUUUCACAACAGGCCCUGUCACUGUCAUGUGGCCCUGAGAAGCUUGCCUAGAAGGAAAUGUGGCCCUCACUGAAACAGUUAAUACGAAGGUUCAAUCUGUAAGCCCCGGCUAGGCUCCUGGCAUACACCAGCUGCUGACGCAGGCCUGUAUCACCAUCCUUUUCAAACUAGAGACAGAAGCUAGGGUUGGGAUUUGAACGAAGAACCCCAAAGCUGGAAGCUGCACUGAGCCGGAGCCUGACUUAGUGAGCUACCAUGAAUUGCAUCCUGAGACCCUCAGGUGCAGAGGAAGAUAGGAAUAACAGCACACCAGUUCUGGUGUUCCUUGGUUUGGUAUCCAAUAGUUUGUUCACAAGCUGCAAUAAUGGAUGUUUUUAGCUUGGUGCAGUGUUCCUCGAUCUUAUCAGGGAAUUCUGAAUGCAGAUGGUCCUUAAGAGUCCUUUGGAAGCAAUCCCACUUAAUGAGAUCUUGAAGGGCUUGAGUGUUCAUUUUGCACCUUGGUUUACUUCCUUGAAGCCGGCUACCAUUUUGUCUCUCAGAAUGCCCCCCAGUGGUGCUCAGUGCUAAGCCCAAUUGCUUAAAGUGGUAUCCCUGUGCUUGAAAUGUAUUCUGUUAAUGUGGCCCCUGUCAGAAAUCUCUUGCACCAUGCAUUAAUGUAGCCCUGGAUGAAUGGAGUAUGGCUGAAGCACUCCACUUGCAGAAGUGCUAGAAGGUGGUACGCAUCCAUCUUGGAAGGGAAGCACAAUUCCCACCCCUCACAUACAGCAAGUUGUGGUUUGCAUCUGAAAAAGAAAUACAUUGACUAAUUGCAAUGUUGGUGUGGUGUGGUGAUUGUUUUCCAGUGCCUGAGAGUGAGACGAGGGAGCUCAAUGGGCUGAAGUGCUCGAGUUGCUUCUCCAUCUAUUCAGACGAGUGUGAGGGCAAUAAGACCGUCAGCUGCAGAAAUGAGGAGGAUCAAUGCUUCUACAUUGGGGCUCGCCUGAACUUCGGUGAGUCUUGUAUGAUGGAGUGCAGCUAAUGCCCCAUCUGUACUAUACAUUUAAAGCAUAGAUUUUGUUAAAUAAAAAUACAUCUUUAAAUUUGCACUUUAAAUUGGGGGGGGAGGGGUAGGAUGGAGACCCACAGGCCCAGGGGCCAAAGGCAUUCCUCUAGGACUCUCUCUCUCUGGGCUUUGGGAUCCUUAGACACACCUCCUCUCCAUAGGCCACACCCCUCACAAGCCCCACUUCAUACCCUACCUGUAUGCUUUGGCCUGGCUGGAUUGUUGCCCCUGAAUCUUGGUUACCUGGAGGGGGUAUAGAGAGGGGGGGUUGAAUGUAUGUAUAAAAUAGCCUGCAGUGUAAAGGUGAAUUUUACAUAUGUUUCCAUUGGCAUGUGGACCUCCCAGAAGGUCACCCAGACUGGAAAAAGGCUCUUGGUCUGAGAAAAGUUGCCCACCCUUCUGUUUGAGGGAGUGGGUUUUGGAUUCCAAAAUAUAUGUGUGUGUUUUUCCCAACAGGGGGAAGCAGCAUCCUAGGCGCUCUCCGAGGCUGUGGAACAGCUAGUUUCUGUGACUACACUGAGGGGUUGCUGGAGACUGGUCUUGAAUCAUUAGGAAUUGAGAUCACUCAAUUUAAGUGCACUGAAGCAAUGGACGAGGAUUCCAAUGAGCUGUAG